Molecule: messenger RNA, 1002 nt
Organism: Marasmius oreades (fairy-ring Marasmius)
Lineage: Eukaryota; Fungi; Basidiomycota; Agaricomycetes; Agaricales; Marasmiaceae
Exons: 7
Coding region: 1-1002 (333 amino acids)
Biological process (GO): carbohydrate metabolic process
Molecular function (GO): hydrolase activity, acting on carbon-nitrogen (but not peptide) bonds
Source: RefSeq, a predicted model, not a curated record
AUGUCAAGUCGCUAUUCAGAAUAUCUCCCUGAACGGCCCAUGGUAGGCUAUGGCAUGAACCAACCUGAUCCACAGUGGCCCAACGGUGCGAAGAUAGCUAUUUCGUUUGUUAUCAACUGGGAGGAGGGUGGUGAAAGAAACGUUCUUGAAGGCGACGACGGCUCAGAAACUUUCAUUAUCGAAACUCUUAGUCAACCAUCUCGUAUUGGAGAACGCGAUGAGAUGGUCGAGUCGCAAUUUGAGUAUGGACCGCGAGUUGGACUUCCCCGUCUGAUGCGGCUUUUCAAAAGGUAUAACAUGACCGCAACCAUGUAUACUGUCGCAGCGGCUCUGGAAUGUGCGCCUCACUUUGGCCCUGAACUGGUCAAACAAGGGUUCGAGAUCGCUUGUCAUGGCAAUCGUUGGAUCAACUACAUGAACGUAUCGCCCGAAGAAGAGGAAAAACACAUUCAUCAAGCAAUCGACCGACUUCAAAAGUACACGGGAGACCCUUCCGUACCUCGAGGUUGGAUGAUAGGAAGGCGAAGUAAUGCAAGUCAACGACUGUAUUGUCACGCGGCGAAGGAGAGAGGGUUGGAGUUUCUGUAUAGCUCCGACAGUUACGGUGAUGAUUUGCCAUAUUGGCUUGAAAGUCCUUUGGCAUCUGAAGGCGAACCCGACGAGGGAAUGCUUAUCGUUCCCUAUAGCUUGGAUUGCAACGAUGUCCGUUUCGUCGUUCCUGGAUCUGGAUGGUCAUCGGGAGAAGACUUUUACAAGCAUCUUGUGGACACUUUUGAUGUACUGUACGAAGAAGGAGAAGCCGGCCAAGCUAAAAUGAUGUCCAUCGGUUUACACAAUCGGUGCAUUGGCCGCCCAGGACGACUAGCUGCAGUUGAAAAGUUCAUGCAAUAUAUCUCCAGCAAGGAAGGGGUAUGGGUAGCUAGGCGAGACGAGAUUGCGAGACAUUGGAGGGAACAAUUUCCUUAUUGCGCUGAGAGAUGCCAGGGCAGGGUGAUUACUUAG